AUGGCCACAUGUUAUCCAACCUACGAACUAUCCCCUCCUCAGCCACAGAGGAGUGUACAAGUGCCCAUCCAAAAGGACUAUUCGAAACCCUUACACGUCGAUUGCAGCGUCGAAUACGAACUGCCCAACACAGCUAAGCCCCCGCAGGGGGUCAGGAACGAGCCGCUGCUGAUGAUCCAUCCGUGCUACUUCAGAAAGAUCGAAAGCCAAAGAAGAAGUCCUUUUAUUAAUAAUCUUCCUAUCACCCGAGCGCCUGCAGCUGUUAAAAGGAGGAUGCCCAGGGGACAGCAGUUGCCCCAGCAGGUACCGCAGCAAGCAGCUCAGUAUCCGGUGCAGUAUUCCACGACGGAUAGACAAAUUUGGGAGUUGAUGCCACCUUUAGUGCCAAUUACUGCUAGCGUUGCUGCUACGCAGCCUUACUGCAAGAGGGAAAGGUUAUUAUCCACGGUUUGCGAACAUAGUUAUAAUACUAAUGACGAUUCCACUCUUUGGCCCGAUCCAGAACAUUCGCCUGAUCGUCCCAAAGAGAAACACAUACUCUCUGGUAAAUAUAGGCAGUAUUUAAGGGCUCAUAGACUUCAUCCGUAUGUUAGUGCGGGAAUACCGCUGGCAUCGACGUUUUCCCAGAUCCAGCAAGUUUGCUAUAACGUCUGA
Messenger RNA from Psylliodes chrysocephalus, 654 nucleotides. The record is from the annotation of a GenBank genome assembly. NCBI's taxonomy places the organism in Eukaryota, Metazoa, Arthropoda, Insecta, Coleoptera, Chrysomelidae.